Messenger RNA from Xyrichtys novacula (pearly razorfish), 4870 nucleotides. NCBI's taxonomy places the organism in Eukaryota, Metazoa, Chordata, Actinopteri, Labriformes, Labridae. The record is from the annotation of a GenBank genome assembly.
AUGGAAAAUUACGAGGAGUCUGUUUCAUUUUUGGGGACCUGGGGCUCGUUUCAGAGGAGGGUCUUCUUCUUGCUCUGUCUCACCUCCGUUCCCAGUGGAUACAACAUCCUUUGUGUCAUGUUCCUGCUGGCGAGCCCCUCACAUCACUGCCACAUCCCCGUCCACAGCAACCUGAGCCAGGACUGGAUCCAGGCAAUCAUCCCAGUGCAGGUCAGAACCAGCCAGAAACUAUUCCAGGUUUAUGAGGCUCAGUUUGACUUUAUGAGGAGUUUUUUAUGUCUUUUUAAAAUCUAAAAUAACACUGCUACAUUUUUAUGGCUUUAUUGCUGUAUUGUUUGAGCGCCGCUAAUUGUUUAUCUAAUUUAUCAAUAACAUGUUUUUUUAGCAUAAUGCGUGAAAGACAGUAAGCCUGGUAAGUUAGAAAGCUCUCAUUUGGUUAUGCAACUGCUGUUCAAACUAGGUAAGGAUGAUAUGUGGAAAUGCCAUCAGCUAAUGAUUUAGCUUCAGAAGCAGGUUGAAGCUGGUCUAGUUUAUAUGUAAGUGUCUUUUUUUGGAUUCCUGCGCUGUUGUUACAUCAGCAAUAACAACCUUGUUUCCUGCUCAGAUGGAGGCCGGGCAACUGGGCCAGAGCAGCUGCAGCCGGUAUGAUCUGGAGCAGGUACAGAAUCUGUCUGCACUAGGACACACACCCAGCCUGGGUCCAGCCCACAACCUGUCAGAGCUUGGAUCAGGUCCAGAGGUCUUGCUGUCCACUCUGAAGCAGGAGAGCUGUACAGAUGGGUGGGAGUACAGCACAGAGUACUACGACUCGACUGUGGUCACUGAGGUACAGCUGAUACUCCUGAUACAAAAGUUCUGAUACAUUUCAUCAAAGUUGUGUAGAACUGUGUCCAUCAGUGAGCCCUCCUUUGCUCUAUUGUACAUUACUGUUUACACACUGAUCAGACAAGCUUCAGCCUGUUAAACAUUCAGAGGUUAUGACCUCUCAGGGGCCACCAAUCAUUGACUGCAGGAAGUUGCUGAUGGAAACUGGACCUGAGCCGAUCAGGGUCACCUGGUUAUUUCCUCCAUCUGUACUGUGCUCAGCAGCUACCACAGUUUCACUCCUAAAUUCAUGAUUUGACUUGAUGAAAUAGAUUUGAAAUCCCCCCAAAAUCCCCAAAAGCUCCUUGAGUUUUUAGUUUCUGUUUAUCCUGGGUUCCCAGAUUUCCUAUUGCUGCAUAUUUUUGACCUAUUUCUUAUAUGACUUAUAUCUUUCAGUUUAACCUGGUGUGUAACGACCAGUGGAAACAGCCUUUGGCCUCCCUUGCUUACUUCCUCGGAGGAUUGAUUGGGUGCAUGGUGUCUGGACAAAUCUCUGACCGGUACUUUUGAAUUUCUCUUAAAACUGUGCCCCCUCUGCUCCCCUUUUCAGCUGCUAUGAAGUAAACAAAAUUGUAAAAUGUUCUUGGUUGUCAACUUUGAUCUAAGUUGGCACCAACUACGGUGCUGAAAGUAAAUAAACUUUUCUCGGUUUGCUUUAAACUUGAACAACUAUCUAACAACUAUCAUGUAAUGUUUGAAUACUGGAACCAACUAAGUGUUUCUUUAGUGCCAAACAGAACUGUUGUUUGUAUAUAUUCCAGGUUUGGAAGGAAGCCUGUUCUCUUCAGCGCCAUGGCCAUGCUCAGUGUUUUCAGCAUCGCAAUUGCUUUUGCUCCAUCCUGGCCUGUCUUCACCUUUCUCUUUUUCAUGAUGGGUUUGGGUCAGAUGGCCGGCUACAUAGCUUUGUUUGUGCUUGGUAUGGGCCUCACUUUUUUAUGGUCAUAUAAAUGCUAUAGAACAGGACCAGUAUAGUAAAAAUUUCUAUGAUGCUUGGUUUAUGUCCCUGACUUUAUAAAAAAUUUUCAUCCCCAGGUUCAGAGGUCCUGGUCGGUUCACCCAGAGUUUUCUUCUCUGGCUUCGGCUUGCCUGCCUUCUAUACGGUUGCUAUGGUGCUGCUGCCGGGCACUGCCUACCUGGUCAGGAGCUGGAGACACCUGUCCCUGAUUAUGACUGUGCCAGGUCUCGCUUGUUUGCCUUUCUGGUGGUAAGAGGACCUCAACACACCGUGGUAGAGGUCAAAUUAGUCAUCAUCCAGUUGAUCAAUUUUCCCAAGAUAUUUUUACUUGGGUGCCAUUACAAUACAGCAUCAUAGAAUACAGACUACGAAGAGUCGGCAUUGAUCGUAUUUACACAGCAGCCAGAGUGUUGUCUUACUGUUUUACCAGUAAGCAGCAAAAGUAACAUAGGCUAAUUGUUAAGUCACUUUCCUUUACACAAUCUCAAAUGUAGCAGGAGUCAAUCAUUACAACAGUCUGACAUUAGAGAAAAUAACUGCUGUGUAAAUGUGGUGAAUUAAAAAGUCAGAAGCUGUAAAUAACUCAGAUUCAGGGACCUAAGUCAUCCUGCAAAUAUAACCAACAAAUCUUUAUGUACUCGGUUUUUGUUAAUGAUCUAUUUUAUCUUGUCUACCCACCAGGCUGAUCCCAGAGUCUCCUCGCUGGUUAGUGUCUUGUGGACGUUUCCAGGAAGCGGAACUCAUACUGAGAUCGGCAGCUUUGGAAAACCGAGUAGAAGCUCCACAGGUCAUUUUCAUCUCAGCCAAGGUACAAAAGAAAUCGUUGAACUCCAGGGUUGUCACGACAUUUGAAGACAGUAGCAGUAGUACUGGAGUUUGUGUUUCUUCACAGGUUGAAAAGGCAGAGAGCCAGGAGGUGGAGUCUCUGAGCUUCCUCGACCUGCUGAGGACAAAAAACAUUCGACAAAUCACACUAAAGCUGUGGCUGAUCUGGUGAGUCAAAGUGCUUCUCUGUCUUAGAAAGCAGGGCAGAUAGUUUGGCCUCUUAUAUGAUUGAUUUAGCUUGGAAAGAAAAUGUAAAACAAGAAAACAAAUCAUCUAUUCACGUUGCAACUUUAUUCAAUAAGAUUCAUAAGGAUUUAUAAUUGUUCCUAGGUUUAAGUGUAGUUCUUUUGUCAUUUGCAGGUUUUCUUUGAGUGUCAGCUACUUCGGACUCUCAUUCAACCUGUCCAGUCUCUAUGGCAGCCCUUUCUUAAACUACUUCCUGUUGUCGAUAGUUGAGCUUCCGGCGUACCUUGCCAGCUGUGUGGCCGCUCGUUGUCUACCUCGCCGCUUGUCCUUUGCUGGCUUCACUCUGGUGGGGGCGCUAGCUCUGCUCCUUAUUCAGAUAACACUAAACAGUAAGUAGAAUCAACACAAAGUCCUCAACCGUGUCUGUCUUAACAUCUUUAUGAAAAUAGAUAUUAAUGUUAUUGGGAAAAGUUAAUAAUUUACAGUAAAUAUUUUUUUUUUGUAUCAACUUUUUUUACUCAUGUUGUAGCAGUGAACCAGUCCUGGUUGAAAAUUAAUAGCGUUUCAAUACAUACAGUAGUCACAAAAUCACAAUAGACAGUUCCCCACAAAUGUAAGAUUAUAAUAAGGAUUGAUGGAAGCAAUUAUACUGGUUCCUUGGGACCUGAACAAUAACACGUCCUUUCUCCUCCUUUCAGGUUAUCCAAAUGUCACCCUGGCUCUUGUGCUGCUGGGUAAAUUUGGUAUUCUUGCUGGCAUUGGGAUAUUGUACAUAUUCACUGGUGAGCUGUCUCCCACGGUCAUCAGGAACACAGCAAUGUCAUCCUCCGCCAUGUUCUCCAGAGUGGGCUCCUCUGUCUCUCCGUACCUGCUGCAGCUAGGUAAGACAUUUUAUUUUCCUUUUUUAAACUAAACUAAAGAGAAAAGCCUGUUUUCCGCACUAUUCUGCUUUGACCUUUGGCCGCCUUUCCACAAUAAUUAAGUUAGUUGAAGCUUGUGGGUGUUACUUUUCACACAGCUCUGUAGUCAAAACCUCAAAACUACCCUGUAAUGCUCCUGCAGGCUUGUGUUAUAACAAAGUUUUAAAGUUUGCUCUCUCUGAUCUGGUUUUGCCUCCAGCUGUGUUCUAUCAGUUCCUGCCGUGGAUCUUGGCGGGAGCUCUGUCACUGCUUAGCGUUCUGCUCUGCUUCCUCCUGCCUGAGACCUUCAGGCAGCCAUUGCCAGACACUAUACAACAGAUGGCAGUCACACAGCGGUCAGUUUACACAACAGACUGUGCACAAAUGUUUACAUACUGGAUAUUGUCUAGCCUUCUGGCAUCAAAAGUGAGGUGCUUUGAAGCUGCAAUCUUUCUAAAGACCAGCAGAGGGCGACCUAUGUGGUUGCAAAAGGGAAUUUAAUUGUUCAGAAAUCAUAUUUCCUUCUUGAUUUAUGUAUCUGAUGCAUUAUUUCAAACAAGUUUAGCAUUUGAAUAUUGAUUAUGCUGGUUUGGAUUCACAACAAUGUUUCAUGUUGAUGUUAUGUUGCCAAUUGUUGUCAAAUAGAAGAUGAAACGAUGUUUGUAUGAUUGACAAGCUGCUUCUCCAAUUUUGGGUUAACAGUAGAUAGUAAUGAGUAAAUACAGCCUGAGCAAUGCAUCUCUCCUUCUCUGGCUUUCAGGUUUAGUUUGCCGUGGACCUCAACACCCCACGCAAAGGAUGAUGGGAAAUCAGCAAAAGAUCAGACAACUGCACCUGAGUGCAUCUGCUCAACGCGCCUUUAAAAGUCCGGGAAAAUAUUGUGUUGUCUACAUCUACGAGAUGAUGAUAGUCCAUCAUGCAGAGAGAGGAUCUGCAGAGCAUCCAGUGAUGCAUUCACUGACACCUCUGUAUAGUAACACAUAAUUGGUGACAGUUUUUCAUCUGUGAAAUCUGUCUCAAACAUCAGGGCCAGACUGCUGUGGCAACAAAGAAACCCACCACCAAGUUUGCCUGAAAAUGAGGAUUUGAAGAAGUUUGUGCUUUUUAUUUCAAAAUCAAUCUAAUGAGAAGUCACAAUAAG